Molecule: messenger RNA, 1224 nt
Organism: Cryptococcus deneoformans JEC21
Lineage: Eukaryota; Fungi; Basidiomycota; Tremellomycetes; Tremellales; Cryptococcaceae
Product: expressed protein
Exons: 6
Coding region: 172-1131 (319 amino acids)
Biological process (GO): transmembrane transport; nucleotide transport
Source: RefSeq, a predicted model, not a curated record
GAACGACGAACAACACAUCAGUUUACGUAGUGCAACCAGCAGAAGAGCGGAAACGACUGACGAACAACACCACAUCUACUCCUGCUGUAUUUUUACAAAGAAAGAAGUAUAGCGAGUUAAAUUGCUUCGCCGUAAACAUACUAGUUAUCCUUUCAUCUGUCAUCCUAGACCAUGUUCGACUUCAUCUUCACCUUCUUCCUUGCCACUGCAAUAUUGGCCGCCGUCAUGGCACUGUCGGUGGCCAUUACACUGCCAUUCGCUGGUGCUCUUGUCAGGUGGCGCGCAAAUUACAAUCCCCUUGCGGUGGGUUUAGACCAAGAAUCCCGUGUCGGACCAACACUUACCACGCUGUUCGGGACUAUGAAACGCAUCAAGAGACUUGAAGGCUGGCAAGGAUUGUGGAAAGGAAUGUAUCCCACCCUGAUGUACUCUACUCUCCUUUCGGUACUAUCAAUCGUUUUUGUUGGGGGAUCCGCAACGAAAGGACCGAAAAACGCGUACAGCGUACCAGAAGCUGGAGGCGUUUUAAUGGCAAUUUUUACGAUUCUCCUCACCAUAAUCAGCUUGCCAAUGACCAUCCUCAUCAAUCGCGCGAUUAUCACCCCAUACAAACUUCCCAACUCAGUUAAGGGAUCGCUGCGCAUCCUAUUAACUCCCCUCGAACUGUCAAAACCCUAUACGCUGUAUCUGACACCUGGUCUCCUGGCCACUACAAUGACUCAUGUCGUGUGUGCCACGCUAUUAGCCAGGACAACGCGCAUUUUUUUCUUGGGCGUCUCCUCGGUGACCAACGAUGAGACGGUAGGGAACAUCGCUUGGUGGCGUUGGAUCCUCUACCUUGCCUGGCAAUGCUUAUCCACUCUUUGGUUCACUCCUCUUGAAGUCAUCGCCACGAGGCUAUCGGUGCAGCCAAACAAUUCUGGUGAUGCUUUGUCUACUGAAGAGGAAGCUCCUGAAGGAGUUUCUUUCUGUGGAGCUGGUGAAGAUGUGAUUGGUUUGCGACCUUCCACUGAACCGUAUUUAGGUAUGGCCGAUUGUGCAAAGAAAAUCAUCGAAGAAGAGGGGUGGGCAAGUCUCUACCGCGGAUUUUUAUUCACCAUGCUUGGAAGCGUGUUCGGGAGUACAGUAUAAGAUAUAAUACCCGAUUCCUCAAGCAAUUACCAACCAUGCAUGUUCUAUCAACAAAUCUGGUCCUACUCUACUGCAUUUGUACAUAAAACCGAC